Apus apus (common swift) is the source of this 6099-nucleotide messenger RNA. RefSeq names its product RNA polymerase III subunit A (gene POLR3A). NCBI's taxonomy places the organism in Eukaryota, Metazoa, Chordata, Aves, Apodiformes, Apodidae. The coding region runs from base 427 to 4635 and encodes 1402 amino acids. Gene Ontology annotation, biological process: DNA-templated transcription. The transcript has 32 exons. Gene Ontology annotation, molecular function: DNA binding; DNA-directed RNA polymerase activity. The record is from RefSeq and is a predicted model, not a curated record.
CCGCUGCGUGCUGCGGGAGCCGCGCUGCGUGCUGCGGGGGGGCUGGCGUUCUCCUGUCCUGCCCCCGUCUCCUGCUGCUGUUGACCAGGGCUGCGGCUGCCGUGCCACAACCGAGCGCAGAGCCGUGGAGUGAGCCGGGCGGCACGGUGCCUGGCCGCUGGGGGAACGCUGGCGCUCGGAUUGUAACGGUGCCGCGGUGGGCAACGGGGCGCCCGCGGGCCCAGCGGGACCGGCUGCUGCGGGCACGUCCAGGCCUGACGGGGGGUGCGGGAGUCCUCGCCGGGAGUCACCCUCGGGCCCAGCAGGGGGCGCUGCAGCUGGAGGCCGCGUCAGCGGGAGCCGCUCUGCACGCCCGGCCGGGCCGGCUCCGCGCCGCCCCUGGUUCCCGCCGGGCGCUGAGCGGCCCCGCCGGCCGCCGCCGCCGCCAUGGUGAAGGAGCAGUUCAGGGAGACGGAUGUGGCCAAGAAAAUAAGCCACAUCUGUUUUGGCAUGAAAUCUCCAGAGGAGAUGCGUCAGCAAGCUCACAUUCAAGUGGUUAGCAAAAACUUGUACAGCCAGGACAACCACCACUCCCCGCUGCAAUACGGAGUACUCGAUCAUCGCAUGGGAACCAGUGAAAAAGACCGACCCUGUGAAACCUGUGGAAAAAAUCUAGCUGAUUGUUUAGGACAUUAUGGGUACAUUGACUUAGAACUGCCGUGUUUUCACGUUGGAUACUUCAAAGCUGUGAUAGGCAUCUUACAGAUGAUCUGCAAAACUUGUUGCCAUAUCAUGCUGUCAGUGGAAGAAAAAAAGCAAUUUUUGGAUUACCUGAAACGACCUGGCCUGACUUAUCUUCAGAAAAGAGGGCUGAAAAAGAAAGUGUCUGAAAAGUGCCGAAAGAAAAACACUUGUCCUUACUGUGGUGCCUUUAAUGGAACUGUGAAGAAGUGUGGUUUGUUGAAAAUAAUACAUGAAAAAUACAAGACCAAUAAGAAAGUGGUAGAUCCAGUAGUAUCUACUUUUCUCCAGUCCUUUGAAACUGCCAUAGAACAUAACAAAGAAGUAGAACCCUUACUGGGGAGAGCUCAGGAAAACUUGAAUCCAUUAGUAGUAUUGAACCUCUUUAAAAGAAUCCCAGCAGAAGACAUUCCUCUGCUUCUAAUGAAUCCAGAAGCAGGCAAGCCUUCAGAUUUGAUCCUCACACGACUUUUAGUGCCUCCUCUGUGUAUCAGACCCUCUGUCGUGAGUGAUUUGAAAUCUGGCACCAAUGAAGAUGACUUGACGAUGAAAUUGACAGAGAUAAUUUUCCUCAAUGACGUAAUAAAAAAGCAUAGGAUAUCAGGAGCCAAAACACAGAUGAUUAUGGAAGACUGGGACUUUCUUCAACUGCAGUGUGCUCUGUACAUUAACAGUGAGCUCUCGGGAAUUCCUCUCAACAUGGCACCUAAAAAAUGGACCAGGGGUUUUGUUCAGAGACUUAAAGGAAAGCAAGGUCGGUUUAGAGGCAAUCUGUCUGGAAAGCGAGUGGAUUUCUCUGGCCGAACAGUAAUUUCACCUGAUCCUAACUUAAGAAUAGAUGAAGUAGCAGUGCCUAUCCAUGUUGCUAAAAUACUAACCUUUCCUGAAAAGGUGAACAAAGCAAAUAUUAAUUUUAUGAGGAAACUUGUCUGUAAUGGUCCUGAUGUCCAUCCUGGAGCCAACUUUAUACAGCAAAGGCACACACAGAUGAAAAGAUUUUUGAAAUAUGGAAACCGAGAAAAGAUGGCCCAGGAGCUGAAGUUUGGUGAUGUUGUGGAGCGACAUCUUAUAGAUGGUGACAUAGUCCUGUUCAACCGACAACCCUCUCUUCAUAAGUUGAGCAUUAUGGCUCACAUUGCUAGAGUAAAACCUCAUAGGACGUUCAGAUUUAAUGAAUGUGUCUGUACACCAUACAAUGCAGACUUUGAUGGAGAUGAGAUGAACCUUCACCUUCCUCAGACAGAAGAAGCAAAAGCAGAAGCACUUGUUUUAAUGGGGACUAAAGCAAAUCUGGUAACACCAAGAAAUGGAGAACCCCUUAUUGCUGCUAUUCAAGAUUUCCUCACAGGUGCCUAUCUUCUUACAUUAAAAGAUACCUUUUUCGAUAGAGCCAAAGCCUGUCAAAUAGUUGCUUCUAUUCUGGUUGGCAAGGAUGAAAAGAUUAAAGUUCGUCUUCCACCUCCAGCAAUUCUGAAGCCUGUAACACUCUGGACAGGGAAACAGGUUUUCAGCCUCAUUCUCAAACCCAGUGAUGAUUGUCCUGUAAAAGCCAAUCUGCGAACCAAGGGCAAACAGUAUUGUGGCAAAGGGGAAGACCUGUGUUACAAUGAUUCUUAUGUCACAAUUCAAAACAGUGAGUUAAUGAGUGGCAGCAUGGACAAAGGAACUUUAGGUUCAGGUUCCAAGAACAAUAUCUUUUACAUCUUGCUGAGAGACUGGGGACAGGUAGAAGCUGCAGAUGCCAUGUCACGACUAGCCAGACUUGCUCCUGUGUAUCUUUCUAAUCGUGGAUUUUCAAUUGGAAUUGGUGAUGUAACUCCUGGGCAGGGCCUGCUAAAAGCUAAAUAUGAGCUCCUGAAUGCUGGCUAUAAGAAAUGUGAUGAGUAUAUUGAAGCUUUGAACACUGGCAAGCUACAACAGCAGCCUGGCUGUACUGCAGAGGAGACACUAGAGGCCUUAAUCCUUAAAGAACUCUCUGUUAUCAGAGAUCAUGCUGGCAGUGCCUGUCUCAGAGAACUGGACAAGAGCAACAGUCCCCUUAUCAUGGCUCUCUGUGGUUCUAAAGGCUCCUUCAUUAAUAUAUCCCAGAUGAUUGCCUGUGUUGGUCAGCAGGCUAUCAGUGGGUCCCGAGUUCCUGAUGGAUUUGAGAACAGAUCCUUGCCUCACUUUGAGAAGCAUUCUAAGCUCCCAGCAGCAAAAGGCUUUGUUGCUAAUAGCUUCUAUUCUGGAUUGACUCCUACUGAGUUUUUUUUCCAUACAAUGGCUGGUCGAGAAGGUCUGGUUGACACAGCUGUAAAAACAGCUGAAACUGGAUAUAUGCAGAGGCGGCUGGUAAAAUCACUUGAAGACCUUUGCUCACAGUAUGAUUUAACAGUCAGAAGUUCUACUGGUGACAUUAUACAGUUUAUUUAUGGAGGAGAUGGCUUGGAUCCUGCAGCCAUGGAAGGGAAGGAUGAACCACUGGAAUUCAAGCGUGUUCUAGACAAUAUCAGAGCUGUAUAUCCAUGCCGAAGUGAACCAGCCCUUAGUAAAAAUGAAUUGGUGUUAACAUCUGAGUCCAUCAUGAAGAAGAAUGAAUUCCUUUGCUGCCGAGACAGUUUUCUGCAGACAUUAACUGAGACAGGUUAUGAAAAAUAUAAUGAGGAAAUUAAAAAAUUCAUCAAAGGUGUUUCUGAGAAGAUAAAAAAAACUAGGGACAAGUAUGGCAUUAAUGACAAUGGUACAACAGAGCCACGAGUUUUAUAUCAGUUGGAUAGGAUUACUCCAACACAACUAGAAAAGUUUCUAGAGACUUGUAGGGACAAAUACAUGAGGGCACAGAUGGAGCCUGGUUCUGCAGUAGGAGCUCUUUGUGCACAGAGUAUUGGUGAGCCUGGCACACAGAUGACUCUGAAGACUUUCCAUUUUGCUGGUGUUGCUUCGAUGAACAUUACUUUGGGUGUGCCAAGAAUCAAAGAAAUCAUUAAUGCUUCAAAGGCAAUUAGCACCCCUAUUAUAUCAGCACAGUUGGACAAAGAUGAUGAUCCUGAUUUUGCCCGUCUGGUUAAAGGAAGAAUUGAGAAAACCUUGUUAGGAGAGAUUUCAGAAUAUAUUGAGGAAGUGUUUCUUCCAGAUGAUUGUUUCAUCCUAGUGAAGCUGUCUUUAGAGCGUAUUAGACUACUGAGAUUAGAGGUGAAUGCAGAGACUGUGCGUUACUCUAUUUGCAUAUCUAAACUCAGAGUAAAGCCUGGGGAUGUUGCUGUCCAUGGAGAAGCAGUUGUGUGUGUGACCCCCCGUGAAAACAGCAAGAGUUCAAUGUAUUAUGUAUUGCAGUCCCUGAAGGAAGAACUUCCCAAGGUUGUAGUGCAAGGUAUACCAGAGGUUUCCCGAGCUGUCAUUCAUAUUGAUGAACAAAGUGGAAAGGAAAAAUACAAGCUUCUAGUUGAAGGUGAUAAUCUGCGAGCUGUUAUGGCUACUCACGGAGUGAAAGGAACAAAAACAACCUCUAACAACACUUAUGAGGUAGAGAAGACCCUAGGAAUUGAAGCUGCUCGGACAACCAUUAUCAAUGAGAUUCAGUAUACAAUGGUGAAUCAUGGUAUGAGCAUUGACAGGAGACAUGUUAUGUUGCUGUCUGAUCUAAUGACGUACAAGGGUGAAGUGCUGGGCAUUACUAGGUUUGGACUGGCAAAAAUGAAAGAAAGUGUGUUGAUGUUGGCUUCAUUUGAAAAGACUGCAGACCAUCUAUUCGAUGCUGCCUACUUUGGGCAGAAGGAUUCUGUUUGUGGUGUUUCUGAGUGCAUAAUCAUGGGAAUUCCCAUGAAUAUUGGAACAGGACUUUUUAAACUGUUGCACAAAGCAGACAAAGAAUCAACCCCUCCUAGGAGGCCCCUGAUAUUUGAUAAUAAUGAAUUUCAUAUUCCUAUUGUUACAUAGUGUUUGGACAUAAUACAAUAUAGCAAAACAAUAAAAUAUCAAGAAGACAUUUAAAUGAAGAAAUGUGUAUUGUCAGUUCUGUGUGUCUCAAUAACUGAGUUGGUAAGUGAAAUAUUAUUAAAAGCAUUGCUCACUUGUUUACCACAUGUUGUUAGUACAGACCCCCCAAAGGAGAGUCUUCUCUGCACCAGACAGUGGAAAUGAAGUGGAUUUCAGAUUAUAUUUUGCUUUUCAUGUGCUAGAAUUAGACCUUUGUGUUAAUUUUAAUGGGUGGAAGUUGUUACUAACUCAGUAUUACACACAUAUAGUCAGAUUUAAUUAAAAAAAGAAGAACUAACUGCAAGAGAGCUGCAUGCUUGGAUAGAGUGUAUUUGGAAAUUGCCUUUCAACAGGAGCUGCGGAGGUCAGUUUAUAGCUGCUAAGAACAGACUUCAGAAAUCUAGAACUGGGUCUCUGACUAAUUCAUACUGAGUUAAACGUCAGGAGCGCUAUUGGAAAUGUAGGAAAUACUUGCUCUGUUUCAUGUGGGUUUUUUAAUGGGUUUUCUUUUAUUCCAAGUUAUUACCCAAUGAAUUAUUUUCCUCCCCAGGACUUUGCUUUGGGAUGUACCUGCAAGAAACUGCAGGUUAUAAAGCUGUUGCUAAGCUUUCAGAAGGCUGUUUUUGUAAUUUGUCAUGUUCUUACUAGCUUUUCAUAUUGUAGCAGCUGUUAUACUGCUGGAAUCUGUAAAUAACAGCAGUGUUAGUUUUAGGAAGAUUUCAUAAUUGACCAGGAUCAUGUCAACAACCUAGUUUUAUUUUAAUACGUAAAGUGGAAAUAGAAAGGGCUGUUUUCAAGAAUUGCCACUAAAUAAUUUUUAAGUCUUUUUAUUUUUAGCUCACUACAACUGUUUUCAGAAUGAAUAUAAGUUGUAAAUUAUUUCUGUGUAGUAUUAAAUUUCUUUGGGUGCAAAGGAAAGGAGGUAUCUCAGUGUUUUCUUGUCAGCAGUGUUUAGAUAUUUGCUGUGCUUAUACCAUGGGCCAAGGCUGGAGAGAAACAAAAUAGAGAGUAAAGCUGAAGUUGUGCACUUGUGAAGUAAAAGCAGGCUGUGGAAUGAUCUAGCAUUUGAAAUUGAAUGGGUUUGUGCUGCAGUUUGUCUUUAUGUAGCAACUGAAAGAAAUGUGUAAGGCUGCAUUCAAAGAAUGUAUUUAUGUUGGUUUAAGUCUUAAGGUGCCACUGUUUAUUUUUUUUUUUUUUAAUAAUCCUCCAUACAGGGAAGACCUGAUGUAAAAUUCAACAAACUGUUCUUAAAUUAUUUUGUAUUUUCAGUGUGAUAGUAAGAUACACUGUUUCCUAGAAUUUGGCAGGAUGAAGACUGAGAAUGUGUUGUGUUUGGUAACUGCUCUAGAAGCCAUAUAUAUUUUGAUAUCUCCCUUUUAACAACAGAAAUUGCAGAAUAAAUUAGAGUUUACUUUGUGAUCUCAA